Seriola aureovittata is the source of this 4980-nucleotide messenger RNA. Its product is annotated as NLR family CARD domain-containing protein 3-like. The coding region runs from base 116 to 2977 and encodes 953 amino acids. NCBI's taxonomy places the organism in Eukaryota, Metazoa, Chordata, Actinopteri, Carangiformes, Carangidae. Gene Ontology annotation, molecular function: protein binding. The transcript has 11 exons. The record is from RefSeq and is a predicted model, not a curated record.
GGCGUUUCCCUGUUGAAGUUUAGUUUCACUUUUGACUAAUGUUGUGACGCAGAUUAUUUUCUCCCCCAGGAGGUAGAGAGUGUGUGUGAGCUGAUGUGGAUGUGAACUCAGCAGAAUGGAUCAGUGUGAGGCCAGAGAGGAGGGAGCCCCUCCCUCUAAAACCACUCUGUGUGGGGAACAUGAGAGCCAGACCAGAGCUCAGAGCCCAGAGCAGCAGCACACACCAGACUCCGCUGGACCUGGACCUGGACCUGGACCUGGACCCAGCUCUGCAUCUGUGAAGAACAACUGGAUCCAGCAGCAGCGACCAGACUCCCCUGAACCCAGCUCUCUGUCUUUAAAGAGCGACUGGUCGAAGGAUAUUUUUACUGAUUUUAAACGACACCAUUUACCUGUCAAUAAGAUCCAUCAGAGACCAGACUCUAUUGGACCUGAACCCAGCUGUGUGUCCUUCAACAGUGCGUGGUCAAAGGAUAUUUUUACAGAUUUUAAACAACAGCAUUUAUCUGAUACAGGAGUGCACCAGGAGAGCUCAGAGGUUCCCAGUGGUCAGUCUGCCCAGCAGCAUCAAACACACCUGGACUCCAUAUUUAUGCUGAUGGAGGAGAACAUUAGCACUUUUGUGAAGAACGAGUUGAAAAAAAUCAAGAGGGUUCUGAGUCCAAAUUACCCAGAAUGCUUAGAGAGUCAGGGGGAGGAUGAGGAGGUGUUGGGCGAUGAGGAUGAAGAGCAGAGGAGGAGCAGCAGAGAGGCAUUUCUGAAGAUCACAGUGAACUUCCUGAGGAGACUGAAGCAGGAGGAGCUGGCUGACUUUCUGCAGAGCAAAUCUCCUGUUAUGUGCCAACCUAGACUCAAAUCUAAUUUGAGGAAGAAGUUCCAGUGUGUGUUUGAGGGGAUUGGUAAAGCAGGAAACCCAACCCCUCUGAAUCAGAUCUACACAGAGCUCUACAUCACAGAGGGAGGGUCUGGACAGGUCAAUGGUGAACAUGAGGUCAGACAGAUUGAAACAGCGUCCAGGAAACCAGAUAGACCAGAAACAACCAUCAGACGAGAAGACAUAUUUAAAGCCUCCCCUGGAAGAGAUGGACCAAUCAGAACAGUGAUGACAAAGGGAGUGGCUGGCAUUGGGAAAACAGUCUUAACGCAGAAGUUCACUCUGGACUGGGCUGAAGACAAAGCUAACCGGGAGAUACAGUUCACAUUUCCAUUCACUUUCAGAGAGCUGAAUGUGCUGAAAGAGAAAAGGUUCAGCUUGGUGGAACUUGUUCAUCACUUCUUUACUGAGACCAAAGAAGCAGGAAUCUGCAGGUUUGAACAGUUCCAGGUCGUGUUCAUCUUUGACGGUCUGGACGAGUGUCGACUUCCCCUGGACUUCCACAACACUGAGAUCCUGACUGAUGUCACAGAGUCCACCUCAGUGGACAUGCUGCUGACAAACCUCAUCAGGGGGAAACUGCUUCCCUCCGCUCGCCUCUGGAUAACCACACGACCUGCAGUAGCCAACCAGAUCCCUCCCGAGUGUGUUGACAUGGUGACAGAGGUCAGAGGGUUCACUGACCCACAGAAGGAGGAGUACUUCAGGAAGAGGUUCAAAGACGAGGAGCAGGCCAACAGGAUCAUCUCCCACAUCAAGACAUCACAAAGCCUCCACAUCAUGUGCCACAUCCCAAUCUUCUGCUGGAUCACUGCUACAGUUAUGGAUGAUGUGUUGAAAACCAGAGAAGAAGGACAGCUGCCCAAGACCCUGACUGAGCUGUACAUCCACUUCCUGGUGGUUCAGACCAAAGUGAAGAACAUCAAGUAUGAUGGAGGAACUGAGACAGAUCCACACUGGAGUCCAGAGACCAGGGAGAUGAUUGAGUCUCUGGGAAAACUGGCUUUUGAGCAGCUGCAGAAAGGAAACCUGAUUUUCUAUGAAUCAGACCUGACAGAGUGUGGCAUUGAUAUCAGAGCAGCCUCAGUGUACUCAGGAGUGUUCACACAGAUCUUUAAAGAGGAGAGAGGCCUGUACCAGGAGAAGGUGUUCUGCUUCGUCCACCUGAGCGUUCAGGAGUUUCUGGCUGCUCUUCAUGUCCAUCUGACAUUCAUCAACUCUGGAGUCAAUCUGCUAUCGGAAGAACAAACAACCUCUCAGACGUCUGAAACAAAACAAGACAAAUCCGCAGAGACAAACUUCUACCAAAGCGCUGUGGAAGAGGCCUUACAGAGUCCAAAUGGACACCUGGACUUGUUCCUCCGUUUCCUCCUGGGUCUUUCACUUCAGACCAACCAGACACUCCUACAAGGCCUGUUGACACAGACAGGAAGUGGUUCACUGACCAAUCAGGAAACAGUCUUCUACAUCAAGAAGAAGAUCAAAGAGACUUCCUCUGCAGAGAAAACCAUCAACCUGUUCCACUGUCUGAAUGAACUGAAUGACCAUUCUCUAGUGGAGCAGAUCCAACAGUACCUGAGUUCAGGAAGUCUCUCCUCAGAAAAACUGUCUCCUGCUCAGUUGUCAGCUCUGGUCUUCAUCUUACUGUCAUCAGAAAAAGAUCUUGAUGUGUUUGACCUGAAGAAAUACUCUGCUUCAGAGGAGGCUCUUCUGAGGCUGCUGCCAGUGAUCAGAACAUCCAAGACAGCUCUGUUGAGUGGCUGUAACCUCUCAGAGAGAAGCUGUGAAGCUCUGUCCUCAGUUCUUAGCUCAGAGUCCUCUAGUCUGAGAGAGCUGGACAUGAGUAACAACAACCUAAACGAUUCAGGAGUGAAGCUGCUUUCUGCUGGACUGGAGAGUCAUCACUGUUCACUGAAAACUCUCAGGCUGUCAGGCUGUCUGGUCACAGAGGAAGGCUGUGCUUCUCUGGCUUCAGCUCUGAGCUCUAACCCCUCCCACCUGAGAGAGCUGGACCUGAGAUACAAUCAUCCAGGAGACUCAGGAGUGAAGCUGUUGUCUGCUGGACUUGAGGAUCCAUACUCAAGACUGGACACUCUCAGUUAAUGAUUGUUAUGGCCUCCAUAACCAAACCAGAGGCUCAACUGGAAAAUGGAGCAUAUAAAGGACGGCAACACAAAUGAGAUGCCAAGAAAGAAAUAAUCAUAGAAAUUUUAAACAAAGCAAACCCUACGAAAAAUACUUAAGAAAAACGAAAGAGGGUUGAAGAUCCCAGCGCAAAAGAACAACAGGGGCCACGCAACGGGCUGUGAGUCUCCCCCCUAGACUGCCUAAGGAAAACUAACUCAACCAAAACAAAAAAACAAUAACUGGACUACUGGUGAUCUCCAACCCAGAAAAUAAAAUAAGAAACUAAAACAACAACCCAAAAACCAACACUCAGGCUGGGAAACAAAGAACUACUUGGGGAGAAGAGUCAAGAAGUUUGCAGACACAGUGUAGCAAGUGAGGUCAGCUCUCCUCUCUUCUUCUCAGGUCCCCCCUUUUCUGUCUGGAUGUUAAUCAGAAUCAGGUGCUUCACUCCUACAGGAGAAGACAGAAGGAGUGCCAGGCAAACAACAAAAAACUAUAUACAAACUAUAUAAAAAACAUAUACAGAGCCGUGUUUAAAAAAGAUGAGUGUAAGUCUUUUGUUUCACAACAUAAACAUUUGUUGAACAUGAAAAGGAAAUGUGUAGGUGGUCUCCAAGGAGUACAUUAAAUGAAAAAACAUGUACAAAUCUCUGCAUGUUAAAGUAGCUGUGAAUAUAUUUUUCUGCCCUCUGACCCUGGAUUAGAUUAGUUCAAUCUCUUUGCAGACUUAGAUUCAUAAGAUAUUUAGCCUAGUUCAGUACAAAAACAUUUAUUAUCCAUACAUCCAUCCAUCCACCCAUUCCUCCAUCCAUCCAUUUUCUUCAGCUUAUCCAAGGUUGCGUUGCCGUGGCAGCAGGUCAAUCAAAGUAGUCCAGACGUUCCUCACUCCUGCAAUAUUCCAGCUCCUCCUGGGGGACAGAUGUGAUAAAUAAUCUCUCCACUGCGUUCUGGGUCUACCCCAAGGCCUCCUACCAGUUGGACAUGCCUGGAAGACUUCCAAUAGAAAGCUCCCAGGACGCAUCCUGACCAGAUGACUGAACUAGCUCCUUACAACGCAAAGGAGCAGCUGCUCUACUCCAAGCUCCCUCCAGAUGUUAGCACUCCGUACCCUAUCUCUAAGGCUGACGCCAGCCACCCUGCAGAGGAGACUCAUUUCAGCCACAUGCAUGCAUAAUCACUACCCAGAGCUCCUGACCACCUUCCAGUUCAGCUCCCUCUUCAUUACAACGGUCCGGUACAAUGCCCAUUUUACUGCUGAUGCCACACUGAUCCACCUGUCAAUCUCCCACUCCAUCCUACCCUCACUCUUGAGCAAGACCCCAAGAUACUUAAACUCCUUUUCUUGGGGCCAAACCUCCAUCCCAACCUGAAGAGAACUAUCCACUGUUUUCUGGUGGAGAACCAUGGCCUCAGACUUGGAGGUGCUGACCCUCAUCCAAACUGUUCCACACUUGGCUGCAAACCACCCCAGUCAAUGCUGAAGGUGGUGGUCAGGAAGUGGAAGCAGGGCUUAGUCCAGGCUGUAUUCACCAUGUGGGACAACUGCCAACCACUGCAAGUGGAAGGGGCACUUUAAGGAACUCCUAAACCCAACUAAAAUGUCUUCCCAGGAGGAGACAGAGUCUGGAGAUCAAGAGAAAGCCUUGCACAUAUCCAUGGCAGAGUUCACUAAGGUAAUCAAGAAGCUCCACAGCAGCAAGGCGGCUAGAGUAGAUGACAUUCGCCCUGAGAUACAGAAGGCUCUGGACAUUGUAUCUGGCUUGGUUGACACCACUCUUCAAUGUCGCUGCUCAGCCUCCUGGGGGAAAGCCUAUUUCAGGGUGCUGGAAAAGAGGUUCUGGACGAUUGCCUAAUUGUCUGUCUUGUCUAGAUUGUCUAGUAUAAUAAUUAGUUAAAACUGUGCUUGAACCUGACAUCUGCAGCACAGGACUUUUGAGAUUCUGAGAUUUGAGAUUUAAGUGUGUUUGUCAAAAUGA